AUUCAAUAUUUGAACUUCAUUUUGGUUUCAGAUGGCUUGUGGGGCCUCGUAAACAAUGCAGGCAUUUUGUGUUUAGCACCAAUUGAGUGGUCGCCACUGGAAGACUUUAAGCGAACGGCAGAUGUCAAUAUAUGGGGAAUGAUUGAUGUCACUAAGACCUUUCUCCCACUGUUAAAGACGUCCAAGGGACGAGUGGUGAAUCUGGGCAGUAUGGCAGAACUAGUACUCUCUGUAUUGACCUUUUUGUUUUUCUUUUCAGCAAUACAGAAAGUGAAAAAUUACCGUGCCCUUUCCGAUAACAGCAUAGUUGUAAAUGCUGUAGUAAAGGGUCUGACUUCACCCUCUCCGUCUGAUCGCUAUAUGGUUGGCCUAGACGCUCGCUAUAUGCUCAUACCUUUGGGCUCUUUGCCAGCAUUUAUUGCCGACUUUAUCUUCCGUGUGCUGUUCAGACCACCACAAGCACGUGCUGGCUAGAGAGCAAGUGCCACUAUGUUAGUGAACAGCUUCUGUUUCAUUUCAAAAGGAAACUUUUUUCUGUUUUCAUGUCUUUCAUAAUAACCUAGUCUUUAUGUUUAAAUGUAGAGGCAACUAAAGAAAAAGUUGAAUAGUAGAGAGAACGUUUUGCAAGUAGCUAAUAAAAGUCCAUUCAAAUUAACAAUGACAUUGAUUCUGUUCUUGCAUAUGAAUAUAAGACUUAAGAACUUGACUGAGGGAAACUGGCUACCUGUAGUGUUGAACACACAUGCAUCUCUUCAUAAGUCACUCAAUGUUUUUAUUGGAACAAAUAGAGAAGAAUAUACUUCAGACAAGUUUUUCACUAAAACAUUGCUGCUCUCAGUUAUGUGCAAAUCUCUUAAUAGCCUGUACAUUGGCUGUCUUGUUUUUUCUGGAAGCCAAUGGAUGAUCUAUGUAUAGACAUAUUUUUCCCUCUCAUCUGAUCCUUUCAUUUUUGUAUCAUGUUAUUAAUUAAGGACAUGGUCAGACAUGGCAGAAAUCCCUAAAUGUUACAAUCUUACUGGAUUGCAGAAUUUCCUGUCCCUUAUCAUUUCAAGACAAAGUUAACUAAGUUAAUUCGAAUUAGUCAGAUUUUUUCACCUAAUGUAAUUCACAUCCCUUUUAUCUUUUCAUCACAUUUUUUUGCAUAUGGAAGAGAAUACGUUUGCUUAUGUCCCAGAACUCUUGAUCUUUAUUUAACGUUAGGCUUUUAAGACUGAAGUCACCCAAGUGGUUAGUGUAACACUUCAUGAGCAAGAUUUAAUUUGCUACAACCUAUGAAAUGUGAUGUGCACUAAACAGGAUCAGUUCUUUAAUAAUACAUAAUAAUAAUUAUCGUGAAAUGUUAUCAUGAGCAUAAAGAACACAGAUGAAAAGCACUGAGAGCUAUCAAAUGGA
This is a messenger RNA of Orbicella faveolata, 1392 nucleotides long. RefSeq names its product retinol dehydrogenase 7-like. NCBI's taxonomy places the organism in Eukaryota, Metazoa, Cnidaria, Anthozoa, Scleractinia, Merulinidae. The record is from RefSeq and is a predicted model, not a curated record.